GUGGAUAAUCUUUGCGUGUUUACAAAUCAUGUCGCUUCAUGAGUAUUAAGCGGUUUGUUGGUCGAAAGUGCAGUGAAAAUACAGUAAUGUUUUUUCGGUAUAAUAAUAUUCCGUGACUUUUUUGUGUGUCAGAAACCGUAUAGCUUUCGUGUAGCGUCAGUCAGUAUUUCAAGAAAUGGCAGAUGAUUCAGGGAAUGAAGAUCAGUGGUUGUACGGGGAUUCGAAUCAAGAUGCCCCAGAAAGGGAUAAUAAAACUGAUCCUAAAGACGUACCGGACGCAGUUCAUAAUACUGAUUCUCAGAUCGACACUUUGGAAGAUCUCGGCGAUCAGCCUUUGCCGGCACCAGAACCUCCCACCAUAGCACCACCAGAGGUUAAAGAUGGUGAAGAGGAUUCGGAACUGAAUAUAGCUGAGGGUGAGGGUGGACAGAUUUCAAGAGAACAAGGGGAGGUGGAUGCUGAAGGAGCUGUAGAUGGUAAAGAAACUGAAAAUGGCAUUAUUGGUGGUGUAGAUGAUGAUGAUGAAGAUGAAGAUAGUGAUGAUGAUGUGCAGGUUGUCAUUGGAGACAUUAAAACUAGUCCAACAUAUACAAGUCUUAAUAUAAAACGAGGUGGUCUUCUUACAUCAGCAGUUGGUGGAGAGAAACUGAAGCAACCAGGAAAAUUUUCCAUUGAGGAAUUUGAAGCUAUAGGCACCAUUAAUGGAGUGCCUGCACAUGAAUUUAAUCUUGAUUCAUUGGAAGACAAACCAUGGAGAAAGCCUGGUGCUGAUAUUACAGAUUAUUUCAAUUAUGGCUUCAAUGAAGAGACAUGGCGUGCUUAUUGUGAACGUCAGAAACGUAUUCGAAUACACGAGUCUGGUGUGGGCUUAGCACAGAUUGGAAGCACCACUGCUGGUCGUGGAGCCAUACCUGUUGCAAUCACCAAUGACAAUUCUAAAUAUUCAGGUUUUAUGGGACCAAAGAAAGCAGGCCCACCUCCAGGAAGAAAAAUGGGUGGUACUAUUGACGUAAUAGGUGGUGGUGGGUUGGCCUCACGAAGAAAUUUGGAGAAAGGCACACCACCAAAGGAGAAUGUCAUUCAGGUUAUGACAGCAGAUCGACGGGAAUAUAGUAGGAAACCACCAUUUCCAGACAUGACUGUACCACCACCAACUACAAUUCCGCCAGCUUUUGAACUGCCUCCUCCUCCACAUGGCGUAAUACCUCCAGUACCAACAUCAUUUCCUCCACCUCCCCCACCUCACAUUGAGCCAUAUGGAAGUGAAUUCUACACGCCAGAGGCAGAUCCUUACUAUCAGUCUUACGAACCAACUCAGGACUCUCAGUGGAAUGAUCCUACAUGGCAGCCAACACCUGUACCUGUUGCCUCUGAUGUGAAGGUGCUCACUCCAUCGCCGAUGGUCAGCCACUUGCCUCCAGUCAUCUCCGCAUCAUCUGGUGGACUGCCUCCGGAAACAGCCAGCCAGGAUUCCCGCAGUUCUUUGAGAGACCAUGGUGACGACAACGCAUCUGUGGCAGGUGGCAGAGCUGAAUCUAUUACAAAGGAUUCUUCUGAGAAGGAGCCCAGAGAGAGGACCAGAGACAAAGACAGGGACAAAUCUGAAAGGCAUCGAGACAGGUAUAGAUCUCAUCGACACCGUUCAAGGAGCCGUAGUACAGAGAAACGUUCCAGGCGACAUAAAAGUCGCAGUCGUAGCCCAGGUCAUCGUAGUCAUCGGAAGAAGAAGUCACGUCGUUCUGACCGUGAGAAGAGCAAAGAAGAAAGUGAAUAAUGUGCUCCAAAUAAGAUAAAUACACAUUGACAAAAACUUUAAAAUGUGCAACAUUAAUUAUCAAGCAGUAAAUAAUUUUUAUUUCAAUAAGCAAAAA
Molecule: messenger RNA, 1871 nt
Organism: Schistocerca piceifrons (Central American locust)
Lineage: Eukaryota; Metazoa; Arthropoda; Insecta; Orthoptera; Acrididae
Gene: Fip1
Product: pre-mRNA 3'-end-processing factor FIP1
Exons: 8
Coding region: 176-1774 (532 amino acids)
Cellular component (GO): mRNA cleavage and polyadenylation specificity factor complex
Molecular function (GO): RNA binding
Source: RefSeq, a predicted model, not a curated record